Molecule: messenger RNA, 1394 nt
Organism: Pogona vitticeps (central bearded dragon)
Lineage: Eukaryota; Metazoa; Chordata; Lepidosauria; Squamata; Agamidae
Source: RefSeq, a predicted model, not a curated record
AUGGAGCUGUCGGGCAAAGGAGGAGGAAGUCGGGAGAGAGCCGCGCUUGGCCUGACCUUCGUCCUCCGCCACGGGAGGAGAACCGGCCUGGCCAGCGCCGCCCGCCUACUCCAGCUGUUUGAUGUAAAAAUCCAUCAUAUUGAAACCAGACCAGCUAGAAUGCCUCAAAACCCAGCUGAGGACCUUGAAUUCUUUGUGAAGUGUGAAGUCCUGGACUGCAAAGUCAGCAGCCUCAUCAGUUCCCUAAAGAAGGUGGCAGAGGACGUGGAAGGUAACAGAGAGGGAAAAGCCCCUUGGUUCCCCACAAAAAUACGAGAUCUUGACCGAUGCCAUCAUCUUGUCACCAAAUACAAUCCUGAUUUGGACUGUGAGCAUCCGGGAUACACUGAUCCAGAAUACCGGAAGCGGAGGGCUUUUAUUGCUGAUCUGGCUUUUAACUUCAGGCAUGGGGAUCCCUUACCAAGAGUUGAGUAUACUCCCCAAGAAAUUGCUACAUGGAGAGAAGUCUAUGAAAAGCUGAGCAGCCUGUACCCCACUCAUGCCUGCAAGCAAUAUUUAGAUGCCUUCCAUGAGCUAGAAAAAUAUUGUGGUUAUCAAGCAGACUCCAUCCCUCAGCUGCAUGAGGUUUCUGCAUUUUUGUCAGAAAGGACAGGCUUUACACUGAGGCCAGCUGCAGGGCUUCUCUCCGCUCGGGAUUUCCUGGCUGGCUUCGCCUUCCGUGUCUUCCAAAGUACACAGUACAUCAGGCACUCAUCAUCCCCCAUGCAUUCCCCAGAACCGGAUUGUUGCCACGAAUUGCUGGGUCAUGUACCUAUGCUAGCUGAUAAAGAAUUUGCCCUGUUCUCACAGGAUAUUGGGCUGGCUUCUCUUGGAGCAUCUGAUCUGGAUAUAGAAAAACUAUCAGCAGUGAGUAUGCAUCUCAUAUUAUUGGGCAGAUACCGAACGAACGAACGAACGAACAAAGCCUAUGGAGCAGGUCUUCUUUCUUCCUAUGGAGAGCUGAUGUAUGCAUUAUCAAACAAACCAGAAUACAAACCCUUUGACCCAGAUGUGAUGGUGAUCCAGCCAUACCAAGACCAGAACUUUCAGCAGAUCUACUUUGUAGCAGAACAUUUUGAAGAAGCAAAGUCUCAGUUUCAGAAAUAUGCCAUGAAGAUCAAGAAACCUUUUCCUCUCCAUUAUGAUCCCUUUACCUGCACUGUUGAGGUCCUUGAUUCACCACAGAAAAUCAAGAAAAUCACCAGCCAUGUGAAAGAGGAACUGAAAAGCUUUGAGAAGCUUUCUUAAGAGUUUGAUGUGAUCUUUCACAGAUACAAGAACAUGAGCUGCUUUAUGAAGAAUAGCCUGGCAAGGAGCUUUUAGCAAACAAAAAAGAACAUCCUAAAUAAACCUGC